AGACUUUAUUUUAAUUUGAUUUUGGUACUUUCUGUUCAGUGAAUUUUUUUGUGAUUUAUAUUGCUUCAAGAUGAACACGACAGUCUUCAAGUUUUUGGCUGUAAUGCUGUUGAUUUUGGGGCUGCAACAACAGGUCGUGGCCAGACCAAGUAUCAAUAGCCGAGUAAAGAGGGUGUCAGAUCCCCAUCUGUCAGAUCUCGAGACAAAGAUAGGCCUGCAGAAACUGAAGGGCAUCGCCGUGACCCUACCUGUAGCUCCCGGCAUAGACUUCCAAAAAAUCGGACGCAAACGUAGAUCCCAAUCCAGACUCCUGGAAGCGCUGUUCAACCAAUCAGAGGAGGACCAGGGUGACCCCAGAGGCGGCCUACUCAAGCUCUAG
Molecule: messenger RNA, 379 nt
Organism: Sitophilus oryzae (rice weevil)
Lineage: Eukaryota; Metazoa; Arthropoda; Insecta; Coleoptera; Curculionidae
Exons: 3
Coding region: 71-379 (102 amino acids)
Source: RefSeq, a predicted model, not a curated record